Anopheles funestus (African malaria mosquito) is the source of this 758-nucleotide messenger RNA. RefSeq lists its product as uncharacterized. Gene Ontology annotation, molecular function: protein heterodimerization activity; DNA-binding transcription activator activity, RNA polymerase II-specific; RNA polymerase II cis-regulatory region sequence-specific DNA binding. The transcript has 4 exons. The coding region runs from base 115 to 651 and encodes 178 amino acids. Gene Ontology annotation, cellular component: CCAAT-binding factor complex; nucleus. The record is from RefSeq and is a predicted model, not a curated record. Gene Ontology annotation, biological process: regulation of transcription by RNA polymerase II. Lineage: Eukaryota; Metazoa; Arthropoda; Insecta; Diptera; Culicidae.
GCAAGCUUUGUUGUGACUUUUUGCUACGAACAGCGUCGUAAACAUUUCUGCCAGAAGUUUUCUGCACAGGAUUUCGUAUUGUUUCUCUUCGAAUUUCAUUAAAAAACCACAAAAAUGCAAGACGAUUUGGACGGUACCCAUUCGGAGGAUUCUGGUGGCGAGCAACUGUUGAAGGUUGGAACACCGCUACGGGAGCAGGACCGGUUCCUGCCGAUUGCAAACAUUACCAAAAUCAUGAAGAAAUCAGUGCCAUCCAAUGGGAAAAUUGCCAAAGAAGCACGCGAAUGCAUCCAGGAGUGUGUGUCCGAGUUUAUAUCGUUCAUCACAUCCGAGGCGAGCGACCGGUGCCACAUGGAAAAGCGGAAAACCAUUAACGGAGAGGACAUUCUGUGUGCCAUGUAUGCGCUUGGUUUCGAAAACUACAUUGAGCCAUUGAAACUUUACCUGAGCAAGUACAAGGAUAAUAUGGUAUCCGAGCGUCAACAUUCGGAUGAAUCCCACGAUCCACUGCAAAUAGGAGAGUCUAGCCGACAGGGAUCGGAUUCUUUAACGACUCAGGUACUUCCGAACGUUAUUGACAAUACGGAGGUCAUUUAUCAGUCCGAUGGAAAUACGCUUUACUUCAAGGACGAACCGUACGAUCAGAUGUGAUGUUAAUAUUAGCUUUACGUUCACAACGUAUUAUCUUAAAUUAUCUUUAGAUGUUUUUUUAUGUCCAAUAAAUGAUCUUGAUUAGCUCUUUGCAUUUGAUAAACCUC